Molecule: messenger RNA, 2615 nt
Organism: Ficedula albicollis (Collared flycatcher)
Lineage: Eukaryota; Metazoa; Chordata; Aves; Passeriformes; Muscicapidae
Gene: RUFY4
Product: RUN and FYVE domain containing 4
Exons: 11
Coding region: 83-2476 (797 amino acids)
Biological process (GO): positive regulation of macroautophagy
Source: RefSeq, a predicted model, not a curated record
GGACAGGCCAGCACACCCGCAGCACUCAGCAACCGCCUCGGGGCACCCGACAGCUCCUGGACACAGAUCCCCGUGAAUAGCCAUGGCAGGGGAAGGGGAGCUCAACCGUGUCAUCAAGGACCUGCAGAAGACCGUGGCUGAGCUGAAAUGCAGCUACCAGGAGAAGAACCUGCCGGUGACAGACGGGAGCCGAGAGCUGCACAGCCUCUGUGCCCAGCUCGAGUUCCUCCUCCAGUUUGACCUCAAGGAGAAGAGGAGCUUCUUUGGGCAGCGCAAGGACUAUUGGGAUUUCUUGUGCCAGGGCUUGGCACGGUGCCGGCAGGAGCAUGAAGGCAUUCACUUCGUCACCUCCCUGGACAAGCUGAAGACCCCUGUGGGCAGGGGCCGAGCCUUUCUGCGGUACUGCCUGGUGCACCAGCAGCUUGCAGAGUCCCUGCAGCUCUGCCUCCUUGACCCUGAGAGCCUCUGCGAGUGGUACUACGCCCGUAGCCCCUUCCUGAGCCCCAAACGGCGAGCAGAGAUCCUGGGUAGCCUCUACGAGCUGGACUGUGUCACCUUCCACCUGACGCUGCACAGGGAUGACCUGGACACCGCCUGGCCCAUGUUCUCUGAGCCACUGGUACGGCCCAGCCCAGUGAUCAGGAGCAGCCCAGCAAAGACAGCCCUGCAGACAGACAGUAUUGGCACUGCAGCGCAUGGAUGGUCCGAUGGCAUUGGCCAUCCCACUGUGGCACUCCAUGGGGCACCAGCCCAUCCGUGCCCACCCACCUUGGCUGCCCUGCAGGCAGGGAGUGUGGAAAUGGAAGAUAUAGAGGGAGAUACAGAGGAUGGGAAAGUGAAGAAGGACAUGGAAGAGGAGGAUGAAGAGGGGAUGGAGAAGGAUGACAGUGAGGAUACAAAGGAGGUGAAGGUGGAGGAUGUGAAGGUGGAGGAUGUGAAGGUGGAGGAUGUGGAAGUGGACGUGGAGAAGGAGGUGGAGGAGGAUUUGGAAGAGAAGGAUGAAGAGCUGAAGGAAGAUGAGAAGGAGAUGAAGGAUGUGCAUGUACAAGAACUGGAGGACGUACAUGGCACUGGCAAAGCAGCCCAGCCUGAUGGUGCUGGAGAGCCUGGCAUGUCCCCACUGUCCGCUGGCACAAGGUGCAUGCUGGGGUCCCUGUCACGGGUGCCCAGGCAGCCGGGUGGGACAGAGGAAUCCCUGCAGGCACUGGUGUCCCAGCUGAGGGCCGAGCUGGCUCAGCGUGAGGCGGCAGCACGGGCGCUGGCAGUGCGGCUGGCGCGGGCGGAACUGCAGCACCAGCGGCAGGAGGAGGACAGUGCCCGGCGGGCCCAGCUGUGGGCACGAGAGGCUGAGGCACUGCGGGAAACCAACACCUUCCUGCAGCGGGCACUGGAGGCAGCAGGGGACCCGGGGGCACUGGCACAGGCACAGGAGGAGGCACGGCGCUGGCAAGAGGUGGCAGAGGAGCGGGGUACCCGGCUGGCCAGGGCGCUGGCAGAGGUGGCAGCGCUGAGCUCGCGCCUGCGGGAAUGCCAGGAAGCGCUGGCGGCGGCAGGACAGACAGACAUGCCAAAGGAUGCUGGUACCUCAAAUGAGGUGGCUGCCGUGGAGAAGGUGCUGCGGCAGGCCCUGGAGCUCGCCCGUGGUCCCCAGGAGCCCCCACCAUCCCCCCUGGCAGAAGGGGAACCCAGCACGGUCACCAGCAUGGCCAUGCACUUGGCCAGCCUGGCCACCACAGCACAGGAGGAGACCUGGCAGAGCCAGCAGCAGCUCCAGGCCCAGCGACAGGAGAUGGCACAGCUGCAGGAGGAGCUCAGCAGGUUGGGCAGGGACCCCUACUUCCAUCACCCACCACCCCACAGUGGGAUCUCCUGUCUCCACUUGCCACAAGGUUUCCCCUGGGGCCCCCAAGGAUCUGCUUGGACAGAGCCGAUCAGCAGCUGGGGAUUGGCAGGGGGAGGGAGGGAAGGAUUUGAAGGGGGGAGGACUGGAGGGAGGGGUCAAUUUGGGACUCAUAGGUUUAUCCGCAUGCAUGGGGGGAUGGAGAGACGAGCAGCUGAGAGACGGGGGACCAUGUCGCCGCUGCCCCGCGGCAGGGCCCGUCAGGACGGUGAGCGCUGGGCAUGGGCGCUGCAGCGGGCGCAGCGGGAAGCCCUGGAGCGGGAGGCGACGCGCGGCGCCGAGCAGGCACGGCAGCAGGAGCUCAUCCGCGACAUGAAGGAGCGGCUGCUGGAGCUGCUGCGGGAGAAGGAUGCCCUGUGGCAGAAGACAGAGGGCAUUGACACCCCGAUGCCCAGCCCGGUGCCCCGCGACCCAGGACUGUGUGUCCGCUGCCACAAGGAUUUCCGCCUUCUCUCCCGGCGGUACAACUGCAGGCUGUGCCAGGGCAAGGUGUGCCACACCUGCUCCGUGGACAUGGGCAAGCACGGCCGCUGCUGCCUGAUUUGCUACCAGCAAAGGCAACUGCAGGCUACGUGAGUGGGGACAGCAGCCCUGGCACCGUGUCUGGGACACCUCCUGCCCUGGCUGCCUCCUCUUGGACUUACUGGGUACCCAGGUGUCUGGGCCCUGCAUGCAGGUCCUGCUGCCCAACAUUCUGGGUUUGACACGUGUCUUU